Messenger RNA from Recurvomyces mirabilis, 1203 nucleotides. RefSeq lists its product as uncharacterized. The record is from RefSeq and is a predicted model, not a curated record. The coding region runs from base 1 to 1203 and encodes 400 amino acids. The transcript is spliced from 5 exons. NCBI's taxonomy places the organism in Eukaryota, Fungi, Ascomycota, Dothideomycetes, Mycosphaerellales, Teratosphaeriaceae.
AUGUGGACUCCAUACACGAGCGCCGCGCUCUUCUGCGCCUUCAGCUCGCACGCUGCCGGUUGCCCUCCAGAUCCAUACAACGGUACCGCUGCCGAUGGAACUGUUGCUCUCACCCAGCCUUACUACCCCACCACCGCUGACUGCGUGGAAUACAACAUUCUCGUCUCCGUCUCCUACGAGCGGGCCAUUUUCAACUUCACCCACUGGGAGGACAACUACGCAUUGGAGCAGUUUUUUGCAGAUGUGACUACACGACCCAGUGCCGGCUUCCCCGGGAUCGUCAGUGGUACGGAGCUGACCCAGGCGAAUUACACGAUCGCUGCGUCUUUCUGCACACCCAAGAAGCCGAAUGGCAAGGAGAAGAAUGUCAUUCUUGCUACCCAUGGGAUCGGCCCGGCGAGGGAGCAUUGGAAUUCGUCUUACCAGCCGAAAGAGUACAGCUUUGUGCAGUAUGCCGUUGAGAAAGGGUUCUCGGUAUUCUUCUAUGAUCGUGUGGGGUGUGGUGACUCUUCGGUUGAGUCUGGGUAUGUGACGCAGCUCAACACGCACAUUGCUGUUUUGCAAGAGCUCUCCAAGGUGGUUCGCUCAGGUCAAUACACUGGAGCCGUUGGCCAGCCGUCUAAGGUCAUAUUACAAGGAUUCAGCUUUGGCUCGUACAUCGUUCACAACGCCAUCGCAGCUACACCGGAAAUUGCAGAUGCCGUUGUCUUGACUGCCAUCGGGCUCAAUCUCACCCUCGGUAUCAACGCCAAUGGCUUGGUCCGCUCCUUCGUCAACCGCAUCGCUUCGCUACAGAACCCUCAGCGCUUUGGAGAGCUUGAUACUGGUUACUGGUCUUGGGUUGAUAAGUAUGCUCUGGCUGAGAACUACUUCCGCUAUCCCUACUACGAUCCCGGCGCCGUCGACUUCGUGGAAUCGACCAAAGCACCGUAUUCGGUGGCUGAAUUUCUGACCUUUCCCACCGUCGCCGAUGCCUCGAACUUCACCGGUGCUGCCCUGGCCAUCACGGCGGAGACUGACUAUAUCGUCUGUGAUGGCUACUGCCCGGGUGUCUUCGACGAGCCGGGAAGAACAUACUACAAGAACGCCAAGCCGUUCGUGCCGUACUUGCACCCUGAUUGCUCACACCACCUGAACUUCCACCACAACGCAACCGGAGCGUUCGGGGUCAUCACGGACUUCCUAGCCGAGAACGUGUUCUAG